This is a messenger RNA of Charadrius vociferus (killdeer), 1050 nucleotides long. RefSeq names its product centrosomal protein 44kDa (gene CEP44). NCBI's taxonomy places the organism in Eukaryota, Metazoa, Chordata, Aves, Charadriiformes, Charadriidae. Gene Ontology annotation, cellular component: centrosome; spindle pole. The record is from RefSeq and is a predicted model, not a curated record. The transcript has 9 exons. The annotation marks the transcript as partial.
AUGGCAACAGGAGACCUAAAAGGAAGUUUAAGAAAAAUAGAACAAGGACUUCGCUUGUUAAAUUACCCAAGAGAUGUGGAUUAUACAGUGUUAGUAAAGGGUGAUCCAGCUGCAUUUUUACCUAUCAUCAGCUAUUCUUUUACAUCUUUUUCAACUCACAUAGCAGAACUUUUGGUAAAGUGUGAUGUGGAACUCACAGCAAAGAGUGACUUGCGUUUUAUUGAAGCUAUUUAUAAGCUUCUUCGAGAUCAAUUUCAAUAUAAACCAAUUUUAACAAAACAGCAGUUUCUUCAGUUUGGCUUUGCAGAAAGAAAAAUGCAGAUCGUUUGUGACAUUAUCAACUGUGUGGUGAAAAAACAUAAGGAAUUAAGUAACUCGAAUAAGGUUAAAUCCCAAACAAGGAAGAAACUCAGAUCUUUUAAAUAUGAAGUAUGGUCAAAUUGUGAUAAUGUCCUUGCUGAUCCUAGUGGCAGUGCUCUGAAUUCCAAACAGAAGCCUCAAGUAGAACGGCACUCAGGAAAUGAAGUUAGUGAUGACUUUCAUCCACUACCCCUUCCAGCACAGGGAGCUAAUGAAGAAGAAUUGUGCCCAGAUCAUGAUGCUGUGGAAGUUAAAUGUGAACAAGUCGUAGAAGAUAAUUCUCAGAUUGAGUUCCUAAAGAGUCAGCUUGCUGAUUGCCAGGAAAAGCUUCAGAAGCUAGACUGGAUGGAAGAUAAACUACAUGGUUUAGAAGAGAAACUGAAAGGAAAGGUGAUCAUAGAUGAGAAGGACUGGAAUAACUUGUUGAGUCGAGUUUUGCUUCUUGAAACAGAACUGUUGUUGCAAUCCAAAAAGAGAGACUUAGCUACAGAGUUCAGCAAUAUAAGUCAAGAAUGUACUUCUGGUCGGAUUCCAGUUUCUCCUGAUACAGAGAGGAAGGAGGAGAUGCCAGAGAGUCUUCAUCAGUUGUCUGGAUACAGUUCGCUGUUAUCCGCAGACCCAUCUCCCAAAGCCAUGACCAUUAAUUCUCAUGAUCUGACAGACAUUUCAAAGGAGACAACAAGACAAAGA